Clonostachys byssicola is the source of this 2169-nucleotide messenger RNA. The record is from the annotation of a GenBank genome assembly. NCBI's taxonomy places the organism in Eukaryota, Fungi, Ascomycota, Sordariomycetes, Hypocreales, Bionectriaceae.
AUGCGUUCUCUCCGCACAAAGAGGCUGCCCUUGCGGCCUCUCCCUCGCUAUGUUUCCUCCACCGCAGCCGGCACGGUGGCACCGAAGCACACGCCGAUCAAUUCAGUCCUCAUCGCCAACCGCGGCGAGAUCGCCAUCCGUAUCAACAAGACGGCAGAGCGUAUGGGCAUCCGGGCCACAACCGUCUACACUGAUGUGGAUGCUGCGUCAUGGCACAGCUCCGUCGGCUUCCAGUCCCUGGCGCUGGGCCCCUCCAAUGCAUACCUUGACGGCGACAAGAUCAUAGCCCUGGCCAAGAAGAAUGGAAUCCAGGCCCUCCACCCUGGCUACGGCUUCUUGUCCGAGAACUCCCAAUUCGCCGAGAAGUGCGAGCGCGAGGGUAUUGUGUUCGUCGGCCCGCCGGCCACGGCGAUGGCGGACAUGGGGCACAAGGCGAGGAGUAAGGAGAUCAUGACUGCUGCCAAUGUCCCCUGCGUGCCCGGGUACCACGGCGCAGAGCAAGGCGAGGCCGAGCUCCUUGCGAGGGCCAAGGAGGUCACGUUCCCCGUACUCCUGAAGAGCGUCAGAGGCGGCGGCGGCAAGGGGAUGAGGAUAGUCAUGGCCGAGGACGAAUUCUUGACACAGCUGAAGAGCGCCAGAGCCGAGGCUCGGGCUUCAUUUGGUGAGGGUGGAGAAGUCAUGCUCGUGGAGAAGUACAUUGUGCGGCCCAGACAUGUCGAGGUCCAGGUCUUCGCCGAUAAAUGGGGGAACACACUUGCUCUCGGCGAACGAGACUGCAGUGUGCAGAGAAGACACCAGAAGAUACUGGAGGAGUCGCCAGCUCCUGACCUCGAUGAGGCAACCCGACAGGAUCUCUGGGACAAGGCGAGGAAGGCUGCUUCUGCCGUGGGCUAUGUCGGUGCUGGCACUGUUGAGUUUAUUCUGGACAAGGAUACCGGGAAGUUCUACUUCAUGGAGAUGAACACUCGUCUUCAGGUGGAGCAUCCAGUGACGGAAAUGGUUACCGGGCUUGACCUCGUCGAGUGGCAAUUCCGCGUCGCUGCAGGGGAGAAGCUUCCCUUGACCCAGGCAGAAGUUGAAGAAAACAUGAGGCAGAGAGGAGCCGCCAUCGAAGCCCGCAUCUAUGCAGAGAAUCCUGAGAAGGGAUUCCUGCCCGAUUCAGGGAAAUUGGUACAUGCAUAUCUUCCAUCGGCCUUCGACUCUGACCCCGACGUUCGUCUGGAUUGGGGUUUCAGAUCUGGCAGCACCAUCUCAGAAGCUUAUGAUGGUAUGAUCGCCAAGUUGAUUGUGCGUGGGGAGACUCGCGAGCGGGCAAUUGCCAAGAUGGAGUCCGUCUUGCGAGCGUACGAGAUCGUUGGCGUGAGCACAAAUGUUGAAUUUCUGAAGAGAUUAUGUCAAACUCCAGCCUUUAUCGAAGGAGAUGUUGAGACUGGCUUCAUCGACAAGUGGAAAGAUGCCCUCUUCCAUCCUAGACAUAUCCAGGGCGAGGUGUUUGCUCAAGCUGCGCUUGGUGUUUUGAGCCUCCAGUUACAACGGGACUCUCCCCCCCACGGCGAAACAUUAGGAUUUGGUAACCAGGCUUCAACAAGCGAACGUAAAGUUGCGUUCAAGGUGUUGGAUGGAUACAGCGAUAAAGAAGGAGAGAUUGUGGAGGCCAGCGUGGCUCAAGUCGGACGUCAUCUCUACAACAUCAGUGUCUCUCGCAAAGGUGAAGAGGCUCCUCAGGUCUUUUCUAAUAUCGCUUCUGAGCAAGUCUCCGAAGGCGAAGUCGUCAAGCUGGAGUCUUUCUUCCCCGGCGAGCGCAUCUCUUCAUCAGUUGUGCCACAGUCAGUCGACAAUGACACCAAGAUAACCAUCUUCCAGCAUGGCGUCAAGACCGACCUUUCCCUGCUACCACCGACAUGGUACGAGAAGGAGUUGGGUCUAAAGGAGGUCACUGCCUCGGUUGUCGCGCCAAUGCCUUGCAAGGUCCUGAGAAAUGAAGUGAAGGAGGGCGAGACGGUGAAGAAGGGAGCGCCAUUAGUUGUAAUUGAAUCAAUGAAGAUGGAGACAGUCAUUCGAUCUCCGCAAGACGGAGUGAUCAAGAAACUGGCACACAAAGAAGGUGACAUCUGCAAAGCUGGGACAGUGCUGGUCGCAUUUGAGGAGGAAGAGAGCGCUUCGGAAUGA